Molecule: messenger RNA, 911 nt
Organism: Sebastes umbrosus (honeycomb rockfish)
Lineage: Eukaryota; Metazoa; Chordata; Actinopteri; Perciformes; Sebastidae
Gene: odam
Product: odontogenic, ameloblast associated
Exons: 11
Coding region: 85-831 (248 amino acids)
Source: RefSeq, a predicted model, not a curated record
ACAGUUUAAAAGGGAUAUGGACAAGGUGAGGAGACGGGCACACAGAAAGAGAAAGCAGAGCCAGACCAACGACUGUGAGACAUCAUGAAGCUGCAGACCGCCCUUUUGUUGGUUUGUCUAUUCAAGACAAGCUUUGCUCUUCCAUUACAGAUUGGAAUUAUUGCAAGCAACAGCAAUGAGAUCCUCAGACUGAAUGGACUAACACUUGCAACUCUUGGACAAACACAGGCAUCUUCCAUACUACCACAGUUUGUGCUGCAGCAGCAGCAGCCGGAGGUACUGUUCACACCACAGUUGGUAAACUUCAACCCUCAAAUGUCCGGUCCCUUCGGCCCCCAGGGGCCCCAGAUGUUCCUCCCCAACCAGGGCAACCAGCCUGUGUUCCUCCCCAACCAGGGCAACCAGCCUGUGUUCUUCCCCAACGGCCAGCAAGAGCAGCUUGGACCGCCACAGGACCCCAACGCUCCUAAUAUUCCUCAGCAGGCCCAAAACCCCUUUCAGAUGUUUCCGCCAUUCCAGUACCCGUCUUAUGGAUUUCCUCAGUUUCCCAGACAGCAGGGCUUCCCGUACUUCAUGCCUCCUUACCGCUAUCCCCAGCAGAGGAACCCUGUGGUGCUGCAGCCCAACAACGGUCAGCAGAGGCUGGAGAGAACCACACAGAGACCGCAGCUCCCUCUGCAGCAGGCGUCCCUGCCUAAGGUGCAAACAGAAAGAACGUGGCCCCUGGGGACACAGAAAGAGUCGACUACGAUUCCUCCUGAUCCUCGUGGCGACACAUCUGGCCCAGGGGUUGAUGAGGGCCACAACUUCCCCUUCCUGUUUGAGCCUUAGAUGUCACCUGAGAAAUAACAACAAGGAAUCUGCUCCUCGCUCUCACAACAUGUCAAAUAAAGACCUUUUUGCCAAAAUAA